AUGAAGACUUUGGUGAAUGAGCACGCGCGGCACCAGAUUCGGAACUACUUCGCCACGGAGCUCGGCAGGCUGGGUCGCCCCAUGAACGGCCACGUGCAGAAUGUGCAGAGCAUGGCCCAGCACCUCGAGGAGGAGGCGUAUAAGAACACCUCCAACCAGCAAGAGUAUUUGACCUAUGUGAAGAAUAGAAUGAGGACGUUGGGGAAUGCAUCGUCCAGCGGCAGUGGCUACCAUGCUGGUGGCGGGCCCCAACCCCCUCAUGGUGCUGGCAUUCAUUCAGGCCAAGUUGGGCCCGUGCCAAUUCCUCCAGCCGGCCCCACGCCUGGCUCCACCACUGGCACCCCUUACAUGGGAGGGUAUUACCAAGGACAGGCAAUGCACACGCAGCAGCCCAUGCAGCAGCAGCAGCACCACAAGCAUCCGCCACACUCAAUCCAUCACAAUCAAGUCCCUCAGCCACACAUGCAGCCAAUCCAACAUCAUCCGAUGCAGCAACAACUGCCAUACCCGCCGCCACCACAGCAGCAGCAGCCUCAGCAGCAGCAACAACAGCGGCAGCAGUAUACGCACAAUGGCCAGCAGGAGAUGGCACUGCACCGUCCGCCGAUGAAUUCCCAUGGAACAUCGAACUAUUCAAAUGGCCAUGGUCCAGCCGUGCCACAGGUCUCAUCUGGUCAACAGUAUGUGCCUGCAAAUCAGAUGGGCAUGCCUUAUUCGCCGAUGCAGUACACUACAGCAACCAAUGCUGUGUCCCAGAAUGGUGCUGUGUCUGGCACCCCUGUUAUGGUGCCCAAGCAAGCUCCAGGAGGGUUGGAAUCUGCGAUGGGGGAGUCCCAAGCAAUUCUCAAUGCUAAGUUCGACAAGAAGGCUGAGAUGCUGUUCAGACAGUAUUACGAUGAUUUCAGGACAUACCUUGCGCUUGCCAAGACCAAGCGCAGCAGGUCUGGGGAGCCUCUGAGUGAGAGCAAGGCCAUGCAGCAGAUGCACCAGAUAGCACAAGCAGUGGAAACCAUGAUGCAGGUCAUGUCAAUCAGAAGUGGUGGGAAGACGACCAUAACUCCUGAGAUGUGCAGAAAACUGGAGCAGGUGGAGGAGAAGAUCCCGGUUUAUGCUGUGAGGGUUCAGGAAAUCACGCAACACCUGCGACGCAAGAGCCAACAAAGGAAGCAACUGGAGGGAAGACAAGUGGCAUCGACCGGCGUACGUGUGACGACACCCCCAACAACCCAGCCUGUGGCUUCUCCAAUGGGCAGUCAGCAUCCAUUUCCCCCUGCCAGUGGUGCAGAUCAUGGUGCCCAAGGCAUCCCCAAUGGCGCCUCGACACAGGUGCAGACAGCAUCAAAGCCAUUCCAGAUUACAUCACCACCGGUUGUGAGCGAGCGAACGACACAACAGGCUGGGCCCAACAAAGCCUUGGUUGGAACACCUACACAAGUCGUGAACAAUCUAACCAGCUUAUCUUCUGCAAAGGAGGACGAUGAGGUGGAGAUCAUCCCAGCGCCCCCAGGAGCAGAUGUGUUGCCACGCAUCGAAUCAAUGUCUGACAGUGGCGACAAACCAGGCGAUGGAAGGUUGCAGGAACGUGACCCCAUCGAAGCUCUCAUCACAUUGCUGCAUGCAGCAUCCCCUGCCGACUUUGCACGUGCCUUCCGUGGUAUGUGCCCCAGGCGCCAUGCUGACAUGCGCCCACCACCCCCGCCUGUGCUGGAUGCAGAUGGGGGGGAGGCAGGCCCAUACGAUUCCACACCAAGUGAAGGCCGCAGGCCUCCGACCUGGCGGAGUCGAGCAACAGAAGUGUUUUCUGUGGAGGGCCACCCAUCGAUUCUGACUGAGGGUGUAAAGGAAGGCGCACAGAAUUCGACAGUGGCAUUGGAAAUUGGGACAGGGUCCAAACUGGGCAAAAGGAAACGGCCCAGACAGGACUUGGAAGACGAGUGUGAGAAGCUGAGGACCGAAUUCCGUGGCAGCCUGCGGAUUCAGUUGGACAGAGAUAGUGCAAUGGAGGAUGACGUGAAUGCUGUCAUUGUUGACGCCUGUGAAACACAAGGCCAAGGAGGGAAGCUUGGUCCUUUGGUUGGGCUGCGGGGGCGGUGGAAGCGCCUGCGCCUGGCGGUGGGCUGCAAUUACCCUCGCAGUGCCCCAAGAGCUGUUUUCAAGUCCACUGAUGAGGGCUAUUCGUGGCCAGAAGCACAGGCGGCGCGAAUACGAUUUGAGGGUGCGCUGGCACGGACCCAGAGGCCUGUCACAGUCACAAAACUCGUCCGUCUGUGGCACGACUGCUGCAGCAACGUGGCGGCAGUGUUCUCCACCAAUGUGCGUUGA
Ostreobium quekettii is the source of this 2322-nucleotide messenger RNA. The record is from the annotation of a GenBank genome assembly. Lineage: Eukaryota; Viridiplantae; Chlorophyta; Ulvophyceae; Bryopsidales; Ostreobiaceae.